Messenger RNA from Trichoderma gamsii, 705 nucleotides. RefSeq names its product GPI-GlcNAc transferase complex. The transcript has a single exon. Lineage: Eukaryota; Fungi; Ascomycota; Sordariomycetes; Hypocreales; Hypocreaceae. Gene Ontology annotation, cellular component: glycosylphosphatidylinositol-N-acetylglucosaminyltransferase (GPI-GnT) complex. Gene Ontology annotation, biological process: GPI anchor biosynthetic process. The coding region runs from base 1 to 705 and encodes 234 amino acids. The record is from RefSeq and is a predicted model, not a curated record.
AUGCUCACCACGGCGCCUCGUCUGCGCAUCCGCCGCCCUUCUCCUACAACCGCCGAAUACACCGUCACCACUCUUCCGCCUCAGACGCUGCCUCUGCGCCUCUUAUGGCUCCUCCUCCUCUUCUUACGAAUAUUUCUCUCCCUCAUCACGCUGCUCGUCAUCUAUGCGCGAUGGGUCCAAGAGCGUAGCUCCUUUGGCGCAGCACCAACGCUCUUUUCACCUUCGUCUCUCCCGCCGCUACUCUCCCUCGACCGCAUAAUAUUCCUCCUCGAUACAUUCCAGGAUACUCCCGGCGGCAAGCUCCUCGCUCGUAUUGCCGCUUCGAUAAAACUGCCCGUGCUUGUCCCCGUUGCGGCGGCGGUCUUUUACGCGCUCAGCCUGCGGGUGCACAAGGAGGAGAGUUUGCUGGUGCUGCGCGGGCUGGGCGUGCAGACGAGCGAGAGCCCGACGACGUAUCUGGCCAGCGCGGCGACGCGAUUUAUUCCGACGGAGAAGAUUCAGGAUAUCUUCGUGAACGAGGCGUUUCGGGGCUUUGAGGUGCGGUAUUACCUCGUUGUGGUGGUGGAGGGGGAGGAGGAUGUCGUGGUGGUGUUUCCGGGUUUGUUGCCCAAGAGGAAGAUUGUCGAGACGGUGUGGAGGGGUGUGAGGGAGUGUUUAUACGAGGGGAGGGGAGAGGAUAGUAGAGUGGUGGCUAACGAGAAAUGA